Molecule: messenger RNA, 4522 nt
Organism: Anguilla rostrata (American eel)
Lineage: Eukaryota; Metazoa; Chordata; Actinopteri; Anguilliformes; Anguillidae
Gene: plcd1a
Product: phospholipase C, delta 1a
Exons: 15
Coding region: 187-2523 (778 amino acids)
Biological process (GO): lipid metabolic process; phosphatidylinositol-mediated signaling; release of sequestered calcium ion into cytosol
Molecular function (GO): phosphatidylinositol-4,5-bisphosphate phospholipase C activity; calcium ion binding
Source: RefSeq, a predicted model, not a curated record
CGCAGUUAGGUAGCGGUGAUUUUUUUUAGCGGGGCUAUUUACAUUAGGGUUGCACACGCCCAAAGUAGCCUACAGACGGGAUUUGAAAACGCAAUGGAUUUCAGCUACCUUUGUUUAUUUUUAAAACAAAGUUAAAGACGCCUUACUCUUUUUUAAGUGCUGUUGUUGAAAUUAGUUCGCGAUGUCAUGUUUACGGAAAUGUUCCAAAAGGACAAACUCGGAGGAAUCGGUUUUUCAAGCGGAGAUAAAGAGAGUCGCACUGGAAAAUGGGAAGUUGAUAGGUAUUGUUUGGAGGGGGAUGCAGAUCUCCAGUUCCUGUUGAGAGGGGGUCCGCUCAGGAAGGUGCGCUCCGACUCCUGGCAGAAGAGUCGUUUCUUCAGGCUACUGGAGGACUGCAAAACGAUGUGGCACGAGUCGCACAAGGCCCUGAAGUCCAACAAGACCUUCUCGAUCGACGACAUUGAGUCCGUGAGGCGAGGCCGGCAAUCGGAGGCCCUGCAGAAAUACACGGAGGCCAAGGUGGAGAACCAGUGCUUCUCCAUCAUCUUCAAAGAUAGUCGCAAGAACCUGGACCUCCAGGCCAACUCAGCUGAGGAAGCAAAGCGAUGGGUUACCAGCCUGGAGAAGGUCAUCAGCAACAUGGACAACCUCAACCGCCAUCAGAAGAUGGAGCACUGGAUCUUCAACUGCAUGCGUAAAGCAGACAAGAAUGAAGACAACAAAAUGAACCUGAAGGAACUGAAGCACUUCCUGCGGCAGAUCAAUGUUGAAGUGGAUGACACCUAUGCAGAAGAGCUUUUUAAGAAAUGUGACACAUCUCAAUCAGACACGUUGGAAGGACAGGAAAUCAAGGAGUUCUACAAUUUGCUAACCCACCGAGAAGAGGUCAGUGUCAUCUACACCAAGUAUGCUCGGACAAAUGGCAAAAUGAGCGCAGAGGACCUGUUGAACUUCCUUCAGAAAGAGCAACGGGAGUCCGUCUCACUGGAUCAUGCAGUCCAGUUAAUCCAGAAGUAUGAACUUGAUGACUCGGCCAAGCAGAAAAAUCAGAUGUCCGAGGACGGUUUCCUGAUGUACCUGCACCAGCCUGAGGGCAUGAUCCUCAACCAUGAACACAGGCCAGUGUAUCAGGACAUGAGCCAGCCCCUUAACCAUUACUUCAUCUCAUCCUCCCACAACACCUACCUGAUGGAGGAUCAACUCAAGGGGCCUAGCAGCAUUGAGGCCUACAUCCGGGCACUGAUGAAGAGCUGUCGUUGUGUGGAGCUGGAUUGCUGGGACGGACCUAAUGGCGAGCCGAUUAUAUAUCACGGCUACACUCUCACUUCCAAAAUCCUCUUCAAAGAUGUCAUCAAAGCCAUCAAGGAAUAUGCCUUCAAGACUUCAGAGUACCCAGUGAUCCUCUCCUUGGAGAACCACUGCAAACUGGAGCAGCAGAAGCUGAUGGCCCAACACUUGACUUCCAUUCUGGGUAGUGCCCUGGUCAAUCAGCCCCUGGAGGACCACAUGCCCACACACUUUCCCUCUCCAGAGGAGCUGAAGGGUCGGUUUCUCAUCAAGGGCAAACGGCUGAACAAGCUGGAUGCUUUUUUCAACCCCAACAGUGUGGUGGAGGACGACUGUGUAUCUGAGGAAGAUGAGGCUGCCGAAGCUUCGAAACAGGCUCCAGCAAACGGAGAGAAGCACAAACCCAAGAAAUCUACAAUGAAGCUGGCAAAAGAGCUUUCUGACAUUGUCGUUUACUGCAAGAGUGUUCACUUCAGCAGCUUUGAGCACGCAAGAAAGAACCAGGCCUUUUAUGAGAUGGCCUCCUUCAAGGAGAGCAAAGCAUUGAAUUUGGCUGAAAACUCAGCCACAGGAUACAUUCAGCACAACGUGGACAAGCUCAGCCGAAUCUACCCAGCAGGCUCCAGAACAGACUCCUCCAACUACAACCCCAUUCCCAUGUGGAAUGCUGGCUGUCAGAUUGUGGCACUGAACUUCCAGACACCCUGCAAGCAGAUGGACCUGAACCAAGGUCGCUUCCUGCCCAACGGUCGGAGUGGGUACAUCCUGAAACCCAAGUUCAUGCGUGACAAAGCGUCCAAGUUUGACCCCAUCACACUCAGAGAAGGAGAGUGGUUCCAGCGCAAGACACUCCACGUGAUGGUCAUCUCAGGCCAGCAGCUUCCCAAAAUCAACAAGGACAAAGCCAAAUCUAUUGUGGACCCCUUGGUGAGGAUGGAGAUAUAUGGCGUACCUGUAGAUGUGGCCACUAAGGAAACUCGCCACAUUCAGAACAACGGCUUCAACCCCAUGUGGAACGAGAAGUUCAAGUUCAGUGUCUGUGUGCCGAAACUUGCCCUGGUGCGUUUUGUAGUGGAGGACUAUGACGCCGCAUCCCACAAUGACCGAAUUGGACAGUAUACCCUGCCCUUCACAAGUAUAAAAAACGGAUACCGACACAUUCCUCUCCUGACAAAGAAUGGCGAUGUCAUCCCCUCAGCUGGAGUGUUUGUACAUAUCAUGAUUUUGGAUGACUAAUAGGAUCUGAGUUCCUGAAUCUCUGAUCUCCUGCUACAGCGGAACGCCAAAGCAUAAAGAUUUCAGUGAUCGGACACCAUUUUACCCGUAAAGACACCCAGCACCUACAGUACAUCACUAUUAUCUGUCAAUAACUGCUCCUGUUUUCUUGUGCUCUAAAUGAAAACAGCUACUUUUUGUAAGGCUUCAUUCAAAAUGUAUUUUCUCCUUUUUAAAGUGAAAUUCCAUUGGAUCAUUUUUAAGUGGGGUGAAAUAGAACAUUUACAAAUCGAAGAUAGAUUUUAAUUAAAUAUCUAUUUAAAUUGAAAUAUUUUCCAUCAUAUUCUUUUAUGUUUCACAUUCCAGGUUUUCAAGAUAUGCUCUAUUAAGAAACAUUGCUAUGCAGAACACUCCUGGAAAUGUACAUAUAUAAUAUUUUUUCCUUUGUGAGUUACAAGGAUCUUUUGUGCAAAACUGUUGUAUUAUAUGUUGUUUCUUCCAGACAGUGUUUUUAAGGAUUUCUGAAUGCAUAUUACUUCUGUUAUCCAGCACUAAACAUCUCGCUUUUUUAGUCGCUUUUGAGAUUGAAAUGACAUGUAUUUUCAAAUGUUUUUGUUUGCUGAUGAACCCAUGUAUCAGUUUUUGCACUUAAAGGCAUACUAUGCAGGAUUUUUACCUUGAAAACAUUACAACCAUGCUAAGACUCUGAUUCCACUGGCAAUCUCUGUCUUUACGAACCUUCAUCGAAUUUGUGCACCUUUGUCUGUAUUUGUUAUUCUAAAAUGUUUUUUGGGAUAUUUCUGGGCAUGGCAUUCUUUUCUGUGUGGGGAGGGGUGGGUGUGGCUAUAGAGCCUGCUAUUUGUGAUUUUAUUUCGACGGAGUGUUUGUUUCUACCUAGCUAGCUGCUGUAAUGGUGGCUCCAGGUGAAGACGUUGAGAUGCAGCGAAGCAAAAGUAUAAGCCGACAGGACUUGUUCAAGAUCUAGAGUUAACCUUGGAAUUGUUUUUCCUUGGUGGCCAUAGCUGAAGUUCGCCAAGGGGAAAAGUGACGUGGAUUUGGUAUGUUUUCUGUUGGACCUGUAAAUAACGUUACCUCUGGCUAUCCAGCUAGCUACAUUAAAAUGGCUGAAGUCAAAUAUUCAGGGUGAGUGGGUGGGGUUGAAGAUGGAGGAGACUUCUUUGAUUGUAAACACAGGACUUCAGCAAGGCUAAAAAAAAAUCCUGCAUUGUACGCCUUUACCUAAGCUGUUCAGUCGAAGAGAUUAUUUUAUCACCUGUGUCUACAACACACAAAUCAGGAAUAUCUUACAUUGAUGUUGGGCUAACUGGUAAAACAGUAAAAUUCUACUCUUAAGCAAUACGAUUCAUAUCAGGAGAUGUCUGUUCCACAGAUCCAGUGUUUUGUGUACGUGAGUGAUGGCUAUUUUUAAACCUUUUAGAGGACUGAUUUGGAUUAAAAUACUUUGACAUGGUUAAGCUGUGGAAGAAUGUAUGUAAGCGAGCUAAUUUGUUUCAAAGAUUUUGGUUUUAUGUAUAAACCUGCACAUUUCUGGACCAAAGCUGCAUUAUCUAGCCCUUCUCUUUGUACACAGUGCAUCUGUUGCUAUCAUACUAAGGUUGAGUGGAGAUUUGAGAGGAGUGUGCAUCACACCAAUCAGUAUAAAGUGCACAUUAUCUUGGUGUCUGCAGAAUUUAAUCAAUCUGCAGCAUUUCACAAUCAAGAAAAGACUUACGAGGUCUUCCUUUCAAACAGCAGACAGCAUGUACCUUAUUUUGUCGUACAACAGCCUGUAUCUGAACACUUUUGUUUGUUGCUUUUCUCUAUCAUUCACUUGUGCUUUUUCUAUAUUUGUAUGUGGUAGCCUAAUGCACUGUCCGCAGUGAGAGUAAAGCAUGUAAAAAGUACAUUUUUUAAAAUGACAAAUAAUCAUUUCUACAGUUUGGUGAGCUGGUAGCAUUAUUUUUACUUUUACUCCAUUUUUGUUAUAACAAUAGAAAAUAAACGGUAAUCAAAAGGUAAA